Messenger RNA from Ostertagia ostertagi, 468 nucleotides. The record is from the annotation of a GenBank genome assembly. NCBI's taxonomy places the organism in Eukaryota, Metazoa, Nematoda, Chromadorea, Rhabditida, Trichostrongylidae.
AUGUCGAAGGAACUGAAUUUAAAGACAGCGGCACUUGAAAAGAUCAGCCAUCUUGACUAUUUCAAUAUAGCCAUCUCGGUCGACUGUGUCAUUUUCGGUUAUGAAAACAAAGAGCUUAAAGUACUACUGAUAGAAUCCGACCUGGAAGAAUUUUCAGGAUUGAAUUCUUUACUCGGUGAUCUCGUACGUCCCGACGAAGACCUCGAAAGCGCUUCUUAUCGUGUACUCGCCGAUCGUACCGGCCUGGAAGAUGUGUACCUCGAGCAGGUUCACACUUUCGGUAGCCUCGGUCGUCACCCUUCUGGUCGUGUAAUCACCACCGCCUAUUAUGCAUUGAUCGAUAUCACCCAUCAUAAACUCAGCAUCGAUCAUCAUGACCUUCACUGGCAUGCCGUUAAUGAUAUCAAGAAACUAGCCUUUGACCAUUGGCAAAUUUUGACAACCUGCCUCAACAGGUUGCGUAACCAG